Molecule: messenger RNA, 846 nt
Organism: Quercus lobata
Lineage: Eukaryota; Viridiplantae; Streptophyta; Magnoliopsida; Fagales; Fagaceae
Exons: 1
Coding region: 1-846 (281 amino acids)
Source: RefSeq, a predicted model, not a curated record
AUGGAGCUCAACAGAAGACAAAUUAUUGUUAGCACCAAUUGUGUAAUGUGUGAACAAGAAGAUGAAACAUUGGACCAUCUUUUCCUCAAAUGCCCCUUCGCUAGAGCUUUAUGGUUUGGCUCGCCACGGAACAUUCGUUCUGAUACUAUCCCCUCUAUCCGGCAAUGGUUGAUAAGCAUUCUUGAAAAAUAUAAGGCAGGUAAUGAACAGGAAGAUAAUGUUCUUACAGAUAUUAGUGCCACUCUUUGGGUGAUUUGGACUUAUCGAAAUAUGGUUCUAUUUGAGAAUAAAGCUGUUGACAUCCAACAAGCCAUUUCAAGCACCAGUUACUUCAUGACAGAAUGGAAAAUAGAAUUAGAUGAAUAUCUCCAAAUUGGUUCAACACCUACGGAAACUACUGGGAACCAGUCUACAUGCAGAACUCAGAAUUGGCAAGCAAUAAUUAUAGUAGAUAUAAAAAAGCGUUCGCGCGAAGCGAUUUGGAAUGGAGGUGCCUUUGUGAUCAAAAAUCGUUUAGGCCAGUCCGUUCGUAAAGGUUGUUAUUCCUGGCAUUCCAGCAAUGAUGAAACCAACUUACUAUCCACAAUUAGAGAAGCUUUGUAUGAGGCGUGGAAACAGGGUUUCAGGGAGGUAAUUCUUUUUCUACAAUCAAAUCACGGAGUAAAGCUAAUUCAAACACAUUGCUUGACUAGCUUGGAGAAUGUCCCGCUCAUGGAAGAUAUUGCAACAUUACAAAAGAUGUUUAAACAUAUUCAUGUCCAAGUUGCUCCUCUACUAGUGCUCCAAGAAGUUCAGGGAUUGGCAGACAUGGCGACAGUAUGCUUUACAAGGCUCACCUGGAUAUGA